Molecule: messenger RNA, 1761 nt
Organism: Paecilomyces variotii
Lineage: Eukaryota; Fungi; Ascomycota; Eurotiomycetes; Eurotiales; Thermoascaceae
Product: integral membrane protein
Exons: 3
Coding region: 438-1658 (406 amino acids)
Biological process (GO): sphingolipid biosynthetic process; inositol phosphoceramide metabolic process
Cellular component (GO): inositol phosphoceramide synthase complex
Molecular function (GO): inositol phosphoceramide synthase activity
Source: RefSeq, a predicted model, not a curated record
AUGUAGACUACUACACACUGCACCAGUGCACAGCCUUAACCCGCCUAUCUUAUACGAUUCGCACCGGUGCUGUCCACUUGUUCCACUCGACUACUGCCCGCACCUGUUGAUGUUGUCUCGGUGCCCCUAAAAAAAGCACCAGCUUGCCUUCAUCUGGAUGCUCGUGGCCCUAAGAGCAUCCUUCUCCUGGUAGACCUAAUAAGGCUGUCUCUUCUACUGAGACCGUUCUGACGCGCGGUGUUGGCAGCCAUUCCGUGAGCUUACGACGAGUUCUCGAAUUCACAGCAAGUCCUCUUUCUCAGCGUUAUCCUCUCAUAGCUCCUAUCGACCUUGGAUGGUAGAUAGUUGAAAUGAAAAUUUGUCCCAUGGUCUAGCUAUCUACAUCUGUCUAUCUGAGUUUGCUGCGUGUCGUUUAAUAUCCCCUUUUGAUUACGAUCAUGGCUUCCAACGAUCUAAAUACCGUCCAAGAUCCCCCGCAAUGGAACAGCGAGCCCAUGUUCCAGCUGCCUUCAUGGGGCGAGCCGCUGAUUGUGUUUUCCAUCCUCGUGGCGUCUAUGAUUGUUACACGGCGAAAAGGAUUCCGGAUUCUGGGCAAGAAAAAAACGUCUUAUGACUCUCUCCUCGACGAACCUACUUCACCUCACUCGUCAGACGAGCUGCUAUGCUACGAUGCGGACAGCGACGAGGGCCUGCUGGGAAUCUCCAAGCACUACCCGAAGCGAAGGCGCUGUUGCGGAACGGUCGUUCGGACUCCCAAUACGUCGCGUUUCGCCAGUAACAUCCAUAGUCGCAUCUUGAUGAAAUUCCCUUUUCUGAUAGAGAUGUUCUACUGGAUCAUUACCUACAUUUUCUAUCGCCUGACCAAGAUCGUGUCGACCAAGAUCUUCUCCAAGAUCGGAAUCUGGGAUGUAGCUAUGGAGAACGGCGUGCGAUUACUGGAGAUAGAAGAAGAGAGCUGGUUGAGGAUUUUCUUUCCUUUAACAGAGCAUAAUGUUCAGGCCUGGUUCAUGAACGGUCAUCAAGUCCUGCUGACCGUCCUCAACCGAUUCUAUGCUCUCGUUCAUAUCCCUGGCACCGUUGGGUUCAUCGCAUGGUACUACUACGUGGCCCCCUCUCAUAAUACCUUCGCGACGGCUCGUCGAACAUUGACUCUGACGAAUCUUUUUGCCUUCGUCACAUUUACAUUCUAUCCCUGUAUGCCACCUCGACUCCUCCCAAAGGAAUACGGAUUCCUGGAUACUGUGCGCCACGACAAUGCUCAGAGCAUAUGGAUGAGCGGCGACUACGUGAACUCUUUAGCUGCCAUGCCCAGCAUGCACUUCGGCUACAGCUUCGUGAUCGGCUGUGUUCUCCUCUAUCACUCAGGCAUAUUCCGCCGCACUCUGGAGAAAGGCGAGACCAGGAUGUCUCGAGCUUGGCAGAUAUGGUAUCUGUUCCUCGCUGUCGCAUACCCACUGUCCAUCCUCAUCACAAUCGUUGCCACCGCAAACCACUACUGGCUUGAUGCGGUCGUCGCAGUCUUCGUUGCAUUUUUGGCGUUUCUGUGUAAUAAGAUAUUCAUUGCAUUGCUACCGCUGGAAGACCUUUUGUUGUGGGCACUCAGGCUUGAGAAGCCAACUCCUUCCACGGGGGAACGGUACCGGAAUGAGCGAAUGUGAAUAGAAUAGUUGGUCAUUACACACGAUUAGAUACCUAUAUAUGUUUGUGGUUUUAUUUUAUGACAGAUGGAAACGUUAAAAUCAAUACUUUAUAUAAAUUGGC